AUGAAAGCAGAUAAAGAAGCACAACUCCAACAGUCUCAGAUGUGUGUAGUUGAAGGAUCUACAGCUUCAAACGUGAUGUCCCGCGAAGAGAUUAACCAGAUGGUUCUUGAGAAUGUCCCAGUUAAGAAAGGUCGUCGCUAUGGUUUAGGCCGUGUUUCAGAGGGGAUCUCCUCUAGUAGCCAAACAACCUUUUCUUCCUCGGGAAUUAUGAAUGUGAUGGAAUAG
This is a messenger RNA of Eruca vesicaria subsp. sativa (arugula), 225 nucleotides long. NCBI's taxonomy places the organism in Eukaryota, Viridiplantae, Streptophyta, Magnoliopsida, Brassicales, Brassicaceae. The record is from the annotation of a GenBank genome assembly.